This is a messenger RNA of Microsporum canis CBS 113480, 417 nucleotides long. RefSeq lists its product as uncharacterized. The transcript is spliced from 2 exons. The record is from RefSeq and is a predicted model, not a curated record. NCBI's taxonomy places the organism in Eukaryota, Fungi, Ascomycota, Eurotiomycetes, Onygenales, Arthrodermataceae. Bases 1 to 417 code for a protein of 138 amino acids.
AUGGAAGAGACAGAGGAUGAAGAGAAGGCAGAAGAUGGAAGAAGUUGGGAGUUGACAAGAAGCGCCAAUACUGUCUCUCUCUUCCUCCUCCUCUUCUUACUGUCUACCCCUACUGCCUCUCCCUAUUCUACUACUCCAUCUACUGCCUACUACCUCUACUGCCUACUACCUCUACUGCCUACUACCUCUACUGCCUACUACCUCUACUGCCUACUACCUCUACCGCAAGCACACGACAUGACUCCCUACCAUCACCAGCAUACCAUCACCACCACCAGCAUACCAUCACCACCACCACCACCCAAGGACUCUCCCACGCCUCUUGACUUCCUGCUGAUCCCCAACGGCGUCCUUUUUAACUCUAAAACUUCUUCUCUUCCUCCUCCUCCUCUUCUUCCAGGUGGUUUUAAGUUGUAG